GUAGACGGAGAUUUCACUUCACGAGACAGUCGCAAGGUGUAGCAGACUUUAUUUCACUGCUCAGAUUGUUGUGAUCAUGGCCAAUUUAUCUCAAGAAUACGCUGAGAUAAUGCUACCAAACACGGUUUUCAUUACCACUGUUGGAAUUCUCGGUGUCAUUGGAAACGUUAUCGUCAUUAUCUUGUACUGUUGUAAAGUAACGGACGAGAAUGGGGAUCGAUACUUCAUCCCGUGCCUGGCCGCCGCGGACUUGUUGGGAUCGGUCUCGAUGACAAUUUGCAACGCGGUGGAUAAUUAUUUCAAAUUCAACUACCCUUCAGAAACAUGCUGCAAGUGGCUCAAUUUUAGCCUGAUGUUCUCUGCGUCUCUUUCGUCGUCUCUUCUUUUAAUCAUUGCCCUGCAGCGUUACAGAAAGGUGUGUCAGACGAACAGCCGUGAAUUCACGCUCGUGUGCAGGCGUUUGACAAUGUUAUUCAUUGCGAUAGUUUCCGCCAUUUUUAUGGCUCCAUGGCUUGUUCUAUCCGGGACUUCAUCCAUUUCAACACAGUUUCAAGAACGAAAUGUCACUGGAAAGAUGUGCAAGUUUAUCGACAAAGAUAAUGUUCAUCGGUACCACCAUAUCAUAUUCAUAUAUAUGGGCUUCAUUUACACGAUCAUUAUUGUAAUUCUUAUCAUCCUCGUGGUUUUGUAUGCCCUUAUUGCACUGAGAUUACGACAAAUCUUUAGAGUGACAAAGACAGAAUGCAAACCACUCAUCGAGGACAAUGAGCAGAACUACAACUCCAUUUCGGCAGAUACAAAUACAGGCGUCAAGAAGUGGUUCAAUUUAAUGUAUGGUGUGAUUGUCAUUGUUUACAUAGUAUCGUUUUUUCCUACGGCUGUUUUGUUGUUUUUGGCGUACAAUCACGUGGACUAUUUGAGCUUACCAAAGCAUGCCCUCGUGACAUGGAUGAUUUUCGCGCGGUUUAUCAUUAUCAACCAUUUCGUGAAUCCUUUCAUAUAUGUAUAUUUUGACGUGAAGUUUCGGGAGGCUCUUAAACAAUUAUGUGUUUGCCGAAAAACUUCAGAUUCAGCUGAAAUGUCUAUACCAUCUUGAUUUGUAUAUACAUAUUAAAUCGUUUCUGUGUUUAGGUCAGAAAACCUUGCCUGUUUCCUUGUAUGUGUUAGCGGACAUUGGUUCUGAUUUGUUAAAAACACCCGGAAAAUCCUAAUUACAUGUAGACGGAGAUUUCACUUCACGAGACAGUCACAAGGUGUAGCAGACUUUAUUUCACUGCUCAGAUUGUUGUGAUCAUGGCCAAUUUAUCUCAAGAAUACGCUGAGAUAAUGCUACCAGACACGGUUUUCAUUACCACUGUUGGAAUUCUCGGUGUCAUCGGAAACGUUAUCGUCAUUAUCUUGUACUGUUGUAAAGUAACGGACGAGAACGGGGAUCGAUACUUCAUCCCGUGCCUGGCCGCCGCGGACUUGUUGGGAUCGGUCUCGAUGACAAUUUGCAACGCGGUGGAUAAUUAUUUCUUAUUCAACUACCCGUCAGAAACAUGCUGCAAGUGGCUCAAUUAUAGCCUGAUGUUCUCUGGGUUUCUCUCGUCGUCCCUUCUUUUAAUCAUCGCCCUGCAGCGUUACAGAAAGGUGUGUCAGACGAACAGCCGUGAAUUCACACUCGUGUGCAGACGCUUGGCAGUGUUAUUCACUGUGAUAGUUUCUGCCAUUAUUAUGGCUCCAUGGCUUGCCCUAUCCGGGACUUCAUCCAUUUCAAUACAGUUUCAAGAACGAAAUGUCACUGGAAAGGUGUGCAAGUUUAUCGACAAAGAUAAUGUUCAUCGGUACAACCGUAUGAUAUUCAUAUAUAUGGGAUUCAUUUAUAUGAUCAUUAUUGUAAUUCUUAUCAUCCUCGUGGUUUUGUAUGCCCUUAUUGCACUGAGAUUACGACAAAUCUUUAGAGUGACCAAGACAGAAUGCAAACCACUCAUCGAGGACCAUGAGCAGAACUACAACUCCAUUUCGGCAGAUACAAAUACAGGCAUCAAGAGCUGGUUCAAUUUAAUGUAUGGUGCGAUUGUCAUUGUUUACAUAGUAUCGUUUUUUCCUACGGCUGUUUUGUUCUUUUUGACGUACAAAUACGUGGACUAUUUGAGCUUACCAAAGCAUGCUCUCGUGACAUGGAUGAUUUUCUCGCGGUUUAUCAUUAUCAACCAUUUCGUGAAUCCUUUCAUAUAUGUAUAUUUUGAUGUAAAGUUUCGGGAGGCUCUUAAACAACUAUGUGUCUGCCGAAACACUUCAGAUUCAGCUGAAAUGUCUAUACCAUCUUGAUUGAACUUCACAGGCGGGGUCGGCACUGGGCAGAUGAGUUCUGUUCUUGACUAGCAUGUAUCCACGCUUGAAAAACAAAAUCGGUAUGUGUUUCUACUCAGCAUCCUAGUACGUGCUGCAAAAUGCAGUGGACAUAGCUAAUAAAACUAAAAUAAUAUUUGAUGAAGAAUUUCAUUGUCACAAUUGAUUCAAUGUAAAGACCACAUUGACAUGUUUUAUAAAAGGUAUUUAUGUAU
Ostrea edulis (European flat oyster) is the source of this 2549-nucleotide messenger RNA. RefSeq names its product thyrotropin-releasing hormone receptor-like. Gene Ontology annotation, biological process: neuropeptide signaling pathway. Gene Ontology annotation, cellular component: membrane. The transcript has 2 exons. NCBI's taxonomy places the organism in Eukaryota, Metazoa, Mollusca, Bivalvia, Ostreida, Ostreidae. The record is from RefSeq and is a predicted model, not a curated record. The coding region runs from base 1294 to 2313 and encodes 339 amino acids. Gene Ontology annotation, molecular function: G protein-coupled peptide receptor activity.